Messenger RNA from Lachancea nothofagi CBS 11611, 1206 nucleotides. Lineage: Eukaryota; Fungi; Ascomycota; Saccharomycetes; Saccharomycetales; Saccharomycetaceae. The record is from the annotation of a GenBank genome assembly.
AUGUUUUCGACAGUACUGCGAGCUACCAGGUUACUCUCUCCGAAAGUCUGGUCGAGACUACAGUCAACCGCUAGCAAUUGCGAGUCUCUGGAACUCCACCCGUUACUGAUCAAGAGAGCUGAGAAAUAUGUUGAGGAGCUACUAGUUCUGGAACAGCGAAUGGCUCAUGGUUCUAUAGGAUUUGAUGUUGAGCGUGAGAAGCACUUCUCAAGACUUUCAGCCGUAGUAGACUCCUUCAGAAAGUAUGCAAGUGAGAUCGCGACGCUCAAAGAACUGCAGGCUAUGGUUGACGAAGAUCCGAGUCUAAGGGAAGAAGCAGAACAAGAAAUGGUUGAUAUCAAACCGGUAUUAACCAAGACUUCUAACGCCCUUCUGUCACAACUUUUGCCACAGCAUCCGUUCGCAGAUGCACCUUGUAUUUUAGAGAUUAGGCCUGGUGUAGGAGGAAUCGAAGCAAUGAUUUUCGCCCAGGAUCUACUAAACAUGUACACUAACUAUGCUCACAACAAGCGAUGGAAGUAUCAUCUCAUUUCACACAAUGAAAACGAAAGCGGUUCUGGAAUCGUCGAUGCUAUUCUUUCUAUUGACGAGCCACGCGCAUAUGACAAACUUCGAUUUGAAGCCGGUGUUCAUAGAGUGCAGCGCAUUCCGGCCACAGAAACUAAAGGUCGGACUCAUACGUCGACAGCGGCUGUCAUUGUAUUACCCAAAAUUGCGGAAGAUUCAGAGAAGGAAGCCGACUCCUACGAAAGAACAUUCAAGCCCGAUGAGAUUCGAAUCGAUGUGAUGAGGGCCCGUGGUAAAGGUGGACAGCAUGUCAAUACCACGGACUCUGCAGUACGACUCACUCACUACCCCUCUGGGAUUGUAAUCAAUAUGCAAAACGAACGUUCUCAGCACAAGAAUAAAGCGAAGGCGUUUGCCAUAUUGCGAGCUAGACUAGCAGAGCUGGAACAAAAAGAGAAAGAGGAGAAAGGCAGAGCCGCUAGAAAAGGACAGGUUACCACCACGGAUCGUUCCGACAAGGUCAGAACCUACAACUUCCCUCAAAAUCGGGUCACAGAUCACAGGUGCGGAUUUAACCUUCAUGAUAUGGAGGGAAUAAUGGCCGGAGAACGCUUAGAUGAUGUAAUAGAGGCUAUGCAAUCCUUUGACAGCGAUAGCCGAGCUAAAGAGCUUCUCGACCAAGUCGAAAACUCGAAUUAG